Messenger RNA from Schistocerca americana (American grasshopper), 1019 nucleotides. Its product is annotated as ras-related protein Rab-37-like. Gene Ontology annotation, cellular component: synaptic vesicle; plasma membrane; trans-Golgi network transport vesicle. Gene Ontology annotation, biological process: neurotransmitter receptor transport to postsynaptic membrane; protein secretion; Golgi vesicle fusion to target membrane. The coding region runs from base 86 to 790 and encodes 234 amino acids. NCBI's taxonomy places the organism in Eukaryota, Metazoa, Arthropoda, Insecta, Orthoptera, Acrididae. The transcript is spliced from 7 exons. Gene Ontology annotation, molecular function: GTPase activity; GTP binding. The record is from RefSeq and is a predicted model, not a curated record.
CAGCGGCACAGUCGCAGUCUCGUCCGCUGGCGUCGCGCUGCUUGUCCGGAAGCACCAGCAGACCGCCAUGCCGCCUUAGGCCACCAUGUCAGAGCGACAAGUGCGUCACGUGGUGGUGACUCGCCGCAACUCGUCCAGCGGCCCGCCGUCAGCGCUGCCGCGCCCGCCACGGCCGGUUGAGGAACCACAGUUCGAUCUUGUCUGCAAGGUGAUGCUGCUGGGCGACUCCGGCGUGGGUAAGACGUGCCUGCUGGUGCGCUUCCGCGACGGCCGCUUCCUCAGCGGCAGCUUCAUCUCCACCGUGGGCAUCGACUUCCGGAACAAAGUGGUGACGGUGGACGGCAGCCGCGUGAAGCUGCAGAUCUGGGACACGGCGGGCCAGGAGCGCUUUCGCAGCGUCACGCAUGCCUACUACCGCGAUGCACACGCACUCCUGCUGCUGUACGAUGUGACGAACAAGACGAGCUUCGACAACAUUCGGGCGUGGCUGGGCGAGAUCCGCGAGUACGCCCAGGAUGACGUCGUCAUCAUGCUGCUGGGCAACAAGGCAGAUUGCGGCUCAGAUCGGUUGGUGAGGAAGGAGGAUGGUGAGCGGCUAGCACGAGAGUACAAUGUUGCCUUCAUGGAAACCUCCGCUAAGACUGGCCUCAAUGUAGAACUCAGCUUCCUGGCUGUUGCCAGGGAGCUGAAGUCACGCAAGACUGGGAAUUCAGAUGCCAACAAGUUCAACGUACAAGAGUAUGUGCGUGAGCAGGCACAGCGUGGCUCAUGUCCACCUUGCAACACGUGAGCUUUCAGGAUUGUCGUCUCUGCUGUGUUAAGAAUGUUUUGUACCUGCUAGCGUGUUGCACAUGGACUGCUGUGUCAUCUACAACAGAUCUGAAUACUUAAGACACAAUGAUAUAUUAUGAAUAGCCUUCAUUCAGUUGAUUUUAUUAGUUCGUUGCAACAUUGUAAGUUACCAAGCCACAAAAACACUAGUGUACUCUAUGCAAAUAUAAUGUCACUGACAUUGAUAA